GAAAGCGCACCAAAAAGCCCGGGUUGCGUUAGAGCAUGGAAGAAAAUGAGGUCGGACGUUGUAGCAGGUUAAAUGUACAAAGCACGUAGUCAAUGUGGAGAGGCAUCUCCCUGAAGGGCACCGCCUGUCUCCUACAGGUGGGAGCCUCCAAAUUUCUCCAUAUAAGACAUUUUCCAUCCCAGUGUUUGCGAUUUUUAUCUCAAGGGGUCCUAAGCAGGCCUCCUGAGCUAUCAUCCAUCCUAAGACCACAAAGUCCAGACUUUUAUCUCUCACACAGGGUGAUCAGGAACUAUAAAAAAGACACUCAAUCCACUCUAGAUAUCCCUCUGAACCCCAUCACAGUCACAGAAAUUAAACAGUAUUUACGUUCUAAGGAUAUUCCCUUCCACGAUGGCUACAGCUGCCUCCAUAUUGCUAGCAUUUUCAUCAAUCCCUCCACCAGGAAGAACAACUUUUCUUUGUUCAUCGACAAAACCACGGGGCGGUUUCUAUGCAAAGACACGCUGGUGGAGGGGAGCUGGGAGGACCUCCAGGACUGUCUGGAGGUGAUGCAGAAGGACGAGCAGGAGUUCCUCAGGCCUAAUGUGCUGCUGGGGUAUUCAGAGAGCAUAGAGGAGCAAGAGGAAAGGGGGAGGGAACUGAAGGAGGUGCAGGCAAUCUGGUCCAGCUCUGUGCCCUUUACAGAUCUACCAGAAGACGAGGCUCAGCUUGUUAAAGCCAUGUUCCAGAUGACAAAGAUCUCUAAUGCAACCAUAAAGAAGUUUGGUGUGAGACUCUUCAAGCCCACCAAGAGUCUGGUAUUGCCCUGGUUUGGUGGCCCUGACUCCUCCUUAAAGGGAAUCAAACUCCUCUCCGCCCAAAUGACCGACACAGAUAAAGUAAUUUAUAAUGAAGCCACCGUCCCAAAGUGUAGCUCCUACUACAACUUGUUUGGUCUCGCCCUUGUGAGCUGUUCAGAUUCAGAGGUGGUGGUGACCGGCUGUGAGUUGGACACUUUGGCUGUGACCCAAGCCACAGGGGUCCCCAGUGUGGCUCUACCUCGUGGGGUUAGCUGCCUUCCUCCAGUCCUGCUGCCCUACCUGGAGCAGUUCAAGCGAGUGACACUGUGGCUGGGAGGUGACAUUCGCUCCUGGGAGGCAUCGAAGAUCUUUUCGCGCAAGCUAGGUCUGAGGAGGUGCUCCCUGGUGCGACCCGGGGAGUUCCACCCAUGUCCAUUAGAGGCUUUGUCCCGUGGCUGCAACUUGAGCCAUAUCAUGAAAGCCUCCAUCCCAGCAGCCCACAAGUCCAUUGUCUCUUUUAAGCAGCUAAGAGAGGAUGUGUAUGGAGAAUUGGUCAACACAGACCAGGUGGCUGGAGUGAAGUGGACCAGGUUUCCAGAACUGAACCGGAUUCUGAAGGGACACCGGAAGGGAGAGCUUACAGUGUUCACAGGUCCCACUGGAAGCGGGAAAACCACCUUCAUCAGUGAACUGGCUUUAGAUCUUUGCAUGCAGGGCGUCAACACAUUGUGGGGCAGCUUUGAGAUCAACAACGUGCGUCUGGCAAAGAUCAUGUUGACACAGUUUGCCAUGCAGAGGCUGGAGGAGAACCUGGAGCGCUACGAUUUCUGGGCUGACAAGUUUGAAGAGCUGCCACUUUACUUUAUGACUUUCCACGGGCAGCAGAACAUCAAGACAGUGCUGGACACCAUGCAGCAUGCAGUUUAUAUGUAUGACAUCAACCAUGUGGUCAUUGAUAACCUGCAGUUCAUGAUGGGACAUGAAAACCUCUCAGUAGACAAGUUUGCUGUCCAGGAUCUCAUAAUCGGAGCGUUCAGGAAGUUUGCCACCAACAGCAGCUGCCACAUAACUCUGAUCAUUCACCCGAGGAAAGAGGAGGAUGAUCGAGAACUGCAAACAGCAUCCAUUUUUGGUUCUGCAAAGGCCAGCCAAGAGGCGGACAACGUCCUCAUUCUGCAGGAGAAGAAGGUGGUGACAUGCCCCGGCCGCAGAUCCCUGCAGGUUACCAAAAACCGCUUUGACGGAGACGUGGGCAUCUUCCCCCUGGACUUCAUCAAAACUUCUCUCACCUUUUCAACUCCCAUGAAAGGCAAACACAAGCUGAAGAAACUUACCGGCAAGUCAGAAACUGGAGAGGACGACCAGGGGAAAGUGGCGCCAUCAAAGAAGGAUGAGGGUAAAAAAGAGAAGGCAAUGAAAAAGGCAACAGUUAAAAACCCUCCGAGUGAAAAUGAAACCAACAAGAAGUGAUUAUGAACACACAGAUUUUUGAUCACGGUUUAGAACUUUAGUCUGAAAGUUCAUAUAAGCCGAGUAUAAAAUCAUAAAGACGAAGCUAAAAUAGAACAACGCGUGACCGAACUGUAGAUUUGUGGGUCAUCACAGAAGGGUGGCAGGAUGUUUGAUCUAGAAUGUGAAUUAAUGUUGCUACCACCAUUAACUGUAACAGUGUUUAAAGCUUUUCUAUCUGAUGCGUUUAUAAUCUUUAAUUGUUGUGUUUAAAAGUUGUUUUGACUGAAACCAGGACAAUAUCGCUGUCUGCUUGUUGUUUCACAAGAAUUACCACUGUGUGUUCUCCACUGACUUUCUAAGAUCACGAUUUAUUAAAAUGAUAAGGUUUUCUAA
Molecule: messenger RNA, 2624 nt
Organism: Nothobranchius furzeri (turquoise killifish)
Lineage: Eukaryota; Metazoa; Chordata; Actinopteri; Cyprinodontiformes; Nothobranchiidae
Gene: twnk
Product: twinkle mtDNA helicase
Biological process (GO): mitochondrial DNA replication
Cellular component (GO): mitochondrion
Molecular function (GO): single-stranded DNA binding; 5'-3' DNA helicase activity; ATP binding
Source: RefSeq, a predicted model, not a curated record